Messenger RNA from Arabis nemorensis, 360 nucleotides. NCBI's taxonomy places the organism in Eukaryota, Viridiplantae, Streptophyta, Magnoliopsida, Brassicales, Brassicaceae. The record is from the annotation of a GenBank genome assembly.
AUGGCUUCUACCUCGGCUAUGUCAUUGGUCAUGCCACUCACUCAGAACCGAUCAACCAUUGCCUUCCUCAAGCCAUUGCCAUUGAAGCCAUCAAAGUCCUCAUCUUCCUCAACCUUGCCUUCACGUAGGUUUCAAGUGAAGGCAUCUAACUUGAAGAUGGAGAAAGCCGUGAGCGGCCUAGCUGCCACGGCCCUCUCCAUCUCAAUGGCGAUUCCAGAGGUGGCUGAAGCAGCCGGCUCAGGAGUCUCUCCUUCUCUCAAGAACUUCUUGCUCAGUAUUGCUGCGGGUGGUGUUGUGCUCACGGUCAUUAUCGGUGCCGUAGUUGGUGUCUCCAACUUUGAUCCUGUCAAGAGAAGCUAA